CUCCACUGACCUUUUUCACCUUGAUUAGGAUGAAGGAUGAAAAUCAGCAGCUGUUUUCUGUGGAACAGGGUUUCUGGAGGAACUUGCUUCUUUCUUUUUGGAUUAUAUUGGCAUAAAGACAUCAAGAUAUUGAAUGGAAAAUGGUGUGAGUUUAUACACGCCAGUCAGUGUUCCAUCAGUUUUUGAAGCAGCUUUGGUAAUGCACUGCUGACAUGGCUGAACAAAGGCAACGUACUUUGUCAACAUCAGGGGAAGCAUUAUAUGAAAUCCUGGCCCUAGAGAAGGGAGCAACACAUGAUGAGAUUAAGAAGUCUUACAGAAAACUGGCUCUGAAAUACCAUCCCGACAAGAACCCAGACAAUCCAGAGGCUGCAGAAAAAUUUAAAGAGAUUAACAAUGCUCAUGCAACAUUGACUGAUCUGUCCAAGAGAAACAUAUAUGACAAGUAUGGAUCCUUAGGGCUCUAUGUGGCAGAACAGUUUGGUGAGGAAAAUGUUAACACCUACUUCAUGCUCUCAAGCUGGUGGGCAAAGGGCCUGUUUGCAGUCUGUGGCCUGCUGACAGGCUGCUACCUCUGCUGCUGUCUCUGCUGCUGCUGCAACUGCUGCUGUGGGAAGUGUAAACCCAAAGCACCCGAAAGGGAAGAGCAGGAGUUUUGUGUGUCUCCAGAAGAUUUGGAAGAGCAAAUUAAGAAUGACAUGGAAAGAGAUGGAGAAACUCCUAUCAUGCUUCAGCCAACUAAUGCGACCGAGAAGACACAGCUAAUAGGGGACAGCCGUCGGAGCUAUCACACAGACUCCUAGAGCCAGCAAACACAACCUGUUGGUGAUUCCCACUGAGAACAAAUACACUGAUAAGCUUUGCAGCCUGUGUUUGUAGUUGUCUUUAAGCUAAUCAAGAGUAACCUGAGAGAAUUUCCUAUCAAAGCAGAAUCUCCCUCUAGGCCACUUCCAAUAGGUUGAUAUCUGCACUCUGCAAGGAGAUAUCUAGGGCCGCUGUAGAGCUCUACAGACCAGCAUACUGGUCUCUUAUGGCUUCAAACUGCCAGGCUCAGCAUGGUCUUUCCCUCUAACAAUACUCGCUUUGGUAUAGUUGCUCUCCUCCAGGCCCUUAGCUGUGGGUCCCAGACACAAUCCCAAGUCCCUUUCUGGACACAUCAGCUCCAUCUCUGCCUGCCCUGGCAAUACUCCUCGCAUGCUGCAGUUUUGCUGUAUGUGAAGCAUUCCCAUGAAGGGAAUCCUGCAAAUGCUCUUUAGCAUAGCUCAGAGGCAAAGUUGGUGACAAGGCAGAUGGGUCUGUCCUUCCAGGAGACUAAAUGCUAUUUGGAAAGCAGUGAGCAGGUUGCCUGGGCCCAGCAUUGGUGAUUAUAAACUUGAGCCAGGACAAAGUGCUUGGAGAUUGUUCUGAUGAUGAUUACAACAUGCAUCUCUCCAAAUCCUGUAGCCUCAUCCAGCACCAGAAGCACACAAGGGCUUUGUGCCUUCCGCUGCAAACACAGGAGACGGUGAGCAAGCACCUUGUGGAGGAGGAGGCUGCUCUGGGCUGCCCCAGUGCCUCUCUCCUGUCCCCAUAGCUGGUGAAGGCCCCAAGACAAA
Molecule: messenger RNA, 1595 nt
Organism: Melopsittacus undulatus (budgerigar)
Lineage: Eukaryota; Metazoa; Chordata; Aves; Psittaciformes; Psittaculidae
Gene: DNAJC5B
Product: DnaJ heat shock protein family (Hsp40) member C5 beta
Exons: 5
Coding region: 213-803 (196 amino acids)
Source: RefSeq, a predicted model, not a curated record